Molecule: messenger RNA, 3550 nt
Organism: Apaloderma vittatum (bar-tailed trogon)
Lineage: Eukaryota; Metazoa; Chordata; Aves; Trogoniformes; Trogonidae
Product: A-kinase anchor protein 9-like
Exons: 12
Biological process (GO): signal transduction; regulation of Golgi organization; maintenance of centrosome location
Cellular component (GO): Golgi stack; cis-Golgi network; centrosome
Molecular function (GO): molecular adaptor activity; potassium channel regulator activity; protein kinase A regulatory subunit binding
Source: RefSeq, a predicted model, not a curated record
GAAGAGAGAAGUGAACUCUGAGAAAAGCCAACUUGCCCAGUUUAGGCAGCGAAAGGCACAAACUGAUGGUCAGAGUGGAUCAAAGAAGCAGAAGAAGAAGAAGAAAGCAGCAAACAUCAAAGAUGAAGAAUCAGUACAAGAUGGCAUUGAUACCAAUCGAUCUCGAGGUGAAGAGGCAUCCACGUGCAGCAGCAGCCAACGGGGAGCAGCUGCUCUGGCUGACUUUACUGUUGUCAGGACUUUGCGUAGCGGAGAGCUUAUCCAACACAGCCAGACAUACGCCCCUGAGCCAGAAAGUGAAAUUUCCACCACAGUAGAAGAUUACAGUUCUGAGGAACUUGGAUUGAUUUAGGAAGAAGAAUUUGGAGUUGGAGAGAUUUGUUCUGAUCAUGGACUGCAGCAGUCUCACACGCAGCUAGAGGUGCUGGAGAAUGAAUUGACUGGGAGACAGCAAGACAUUGAAGAGCUAAACAGAGAGCUAGAAGAAAUGAGGGCAGCAUAUGGUACAGAAGGAUUGCAACAGCUGCAAGAAUUUGAAGCUGCUAUUAAAAAAAGAGAUGACAUUAUUACUCGACUCACUACUAACCUACAGCAGGCACGGAAGGAAAAGGAUGAAACUAUGAGGGAGUUCUUAGAGCUUACUGAACAAAGUCAAAAACUGCAAAUUCAGUUUCAGCAUCUGCAGGCAAGUGAAGCCCUAAGGAACACCAGCCAUAGUUGCACAGCUGCUGACCUACUGCAAGCCAAGCAACAGAUACUUGCACAUCAGCAACAGCUUGAGGAACAGGAAUGUCUACUGAAGAAUUAUCAGAAGAAGAAUGAGGAAUUUGAAGAACAGAUUGCACAUCUUCAGGACAAAAUAGCAACGUAUGAAGUGCUUCAGGAAAAAUUAUCAGAUGUCAGUAAAUUACUUGAAGAAUUGAAAGAACAGAUUUCACUGAAGAACCAAGAGAUAAGUAGCAUGAAAGUCGAACUUAGCAGCUACAAACAGAAAGAAAGGCAAUGUUCUGAUGAAAUAAAACAAUUAAUGGGAACUGUAGAAGAAUUACAGAAACGAUGUUAUAAAGACAGCCAGUCUGAAGCUGACAUUGUGCAAAGAAUGGAAUUAGAAACACAAAGGCGGCUGGCCCAACUUCAGGCUGAAUUGGAUGAAAUGCACGGCCAGCAGAUUGUACAAAUGAAACACGAAUUAAUUAAGCAACAUGCGAUGGAAAUAGAACAGCGUCUUUCGCAACAAAAAGUAGAGUUGGAGAAAAUUUCAAGUCCAUGUUGGAAUGAGAAUGUUAAUAAAGAUCAGGUGGAUUUAAUGAAUAUUAAGAUUAAUGAAUUGAAUGUGAAAUUGCAAGAUGCUGAUAGUGAAAAGGAAAAAAUAAAGCAAGAGUUGUCACAACAGAUGGAAGUUAUUUCGGCAGAGAGGUCUCUGCAGCAAACUAAAAUUGAAGGUCUUUUGCAAGAACUGAAUUUUUCAAGAGAGCAGGUUCAAAGAGCCAAACAAACAAUAGUGGAUAUGGAGUGUAGGUUAAACGAAGCUGAAAAAUACCAGUUUGUGAUAGAAGAUUUAAGAAUUCAGCUAGCUUCUGCCUCUGAAUUUAGGAAGGAAUUGGAAUUAAAACAUGAGGCAGAAGUCACAAAUUACAAAAUCAAACUUGAAAUGCUGGAAAGGGAGAAGGAUGCAGUUUUGGACAGGAUGGCAGAAUCUCAGGAAGCAGAAUUAGAGAGACUGAGAACAAAGCUUCUGUUUAGUCAUGAAGAGGAACUUUCCAGACUUAAAGAAGACUUAGAAAAAGAGCACAUAGUGAACAUAGAAAACCUUAAAGAUGACUUAAAUAUGCACCAUAAACAGCAGUUAGAUGAGGUACAAAAUGAAAUGAGUCAAAAGAUAGAAGCCAUGCAAUGUGAGAAGGACAACUUGAUCACACAGCAAAAUCAGUUGAUACUAGAGAUUUCAAACCUUAAAGAUACACAGCAGUCUAUUUUAAAUUCUCAGUCUGAAGAAAUGACACUUCAAAUCCAUGAGCUUCAGAAGGAGAUUGAAGUGCUUAGGCGAGAGGAAAAAGAAAAAGGUACCCUUGAACAAGAAAUUCAAGAGCUGCAGCUUAAAACCAAGUUGAUGCAGGAACAGAUGAGGGAUAGAGAAGAUAGCCUUCAAAAAAAAUGUUCAGAACUUGAAACACAAAAUGACCUUCUUAAGGGGGAAAACAAAACUCUAGAAGAGAAAUUAAAAAGUAUGUUGGUAAACGCUGAAGAAAAUGUCAUUUUUAAUAACAAUGUUAGCUCUAAGUCAGAAAUUCUGCACUUGGAAAAAAGGAUAGAAAACCUGAUUACUGAAAAUGAGCAACUUAAAAACCAAAAUGGUCAACUCCAGGAGGAUGCUGAAAGACAGAAGAGGAGUGAAGAAAUCAAGAUGUCCAGGGCAGACAUUCCUGAGGCUGGAGAAGUUGUUGAGAAAGAUGCAACAGAACUUAUGGAAAAGCUUGAGGUUACUCAGCGUGAGAAAAUGGAAUUAUCCCUGAGACUUUCUGAUCUCUCUGAACUGUUGAAGUCCAAGCAUAGUGAAAUUUGUCAUUUAAAUGAAAAGAUUAAAUCCUUAGAAGAUGAGAAAGAGCAAGUUCUAGCAAAAUGUAAAGAACUGGAAGUCAUCAUUAGCUGUGCUCAGAGAGCAAACAAUAGUAGUAAUGAACCUAAGACAAAAUGCUCUAAAGGAAAAACUCUAAAAACUCCUGCUCCAGCAUGUGAAAGGAGAAGUAAAACCCUUGGUUCGAGGAAUAAAGUUGAUGAAGGAAUAAAUGUAAGAGGAAAUACAGGUUCAGGUAAAGAUACCAGUCAUGAUGUAACAAAAAGGAAUGACGUUCAGCAAGUAUUGAAACCAGAACAGCAGUCUCUUGUAGAACAUUUGCAUGGAGUGACAGACAGGCUGACAGAUGAAACAUCGUUAAUAGCCGUUACGGGGAGUGAAAAUAGUGAUCUUCAGCAACAAGUGGAUGCGUUAAAAUCAGAACAGACUGAUUUACAGCUACAGAUGGAAGCACAGCGCAUUUGCCUGUCCCUGGUUUAUUCAGCUCACAUAGACCAGGUUCGUGAGUACCUGAAAGCAGAGAAAGAGAGUGCACUUUGCAGUCUUAAAGAGGAGCUUGUACGUAGUCAUCUACAAGAGAUGAAUGAUAUUAAAAAAACGCAUCAGCUGGAGCUCCAGACCUUGAAAAUUCGACAAGCAGAUGAUGACGUCCAGUCGACACAAAGCCUUAUAGAAAAGCUGAAUGAAGCUGUAACUGAGGAAUGUUCUAGGCUUGCUCAGGUUUUGUGUGACAAUCAGAAUGAACUUUCUUCAGCUGCUGUAGAGGUUGGUGAUAGGGAACAGGAUAUUUUCCAUAGACCUGCUGCUGCAAAGGAAAAACUGAAUGUAGAAUUACCAGUACACAGAGGUCAAGUCCCUGGUUAUCUGUGUAAUUUAACUGUGCAAGAACGUAUGGAUGCACUUCUACACAAGAUAAUGGAAGAAUACAGCAGGCUGAAAGCACUUCAAACACAGCUGAUGAAGGAUUGUAAACAG